CGCGAGAUUUCUUACGAAUUCCCCUUUGCUUGCAGACUUUCUUAAGUACAUAUUUCAUCAAUGUUUUAAUAUUAUUGAUUAUGCUGCAUUGAUUUGCAUAAGGAUGCUGGUCUACCUGUGGUGAAGUUCGAUGUUUGGCAUUUAUAAAGCAUAUCUAAUCAUUCAAGUGCUCAUGCAAUGUGAAGCAACACGUCAUGGAGAACCCGAUGUCUUUAAACGGAUCGUACCUUAGUUCUAACAGUACCAAUAGUAAUGAUAGCACAGAGAUCGUGUUGGAAACCUUCUGCCAUCAAGUUGGAGGUCGCUCCCUAAUCCUCACAUACGACCGCAACACUGUCUGCAAACCUUUGAUUCCCCAAGAACUAAGAUUUUAUCUCGAUUUGCCUCAAUCUUUGCGACCAUUUACCCCACAUUAUAAAGGUGUGAUCAAGGUUGAUGUACAAGUUACUGAUGAUGAGAAAAUCCAGUUGGUGACAAAAACGAAACAAUCUAGUGAUGCUGCUGACGUAAACCAUAAUCUUGAUGAGAAAGAUACUGAUUCAACAGCUGACGAGGAUUCAGAAGAGAAUGAUGAGGUCUCAAACGAGACAAAAGAAAAGGCAGAGAAUAAAGCAGAGGGUGCUGUUAAUCCCUGGACAUUCUAUUGUCAUGGUCUUCAUCAACAGAAACUGAAGGAAAACAUCAAAAAGCGUAAACCAAUAGACUUCAUAUUAAUGGAAGAUGUUGUGAGCAGUUUUAGAUUUCCAUGUAUUAUGGACCUUAAAAUGGGUGACAAAAUGCACAAAGACUAUGCUAACCUAGAGAAAUACAACAGACAGGCAGCUAAGUGGAAUGCUUCAACAUCUAAGUCGCUUGGACUGAGGAUAGCCGGCAUACAGGCUUAUGAUGGCAAGAGCAAUAAAUAUGUAUAUCAAGACAAAUAUUAUGGAUUCCAGGUCACUGAAGAAAGUAUUAAAGAUGAAUUUAUUAGAUUUUUACACAAUGGAAAACACAUACGGAAAAAGGUCAUAGCUGCAUUCAUAAAUCAGCUCCAGCAACUAUAUGCAUGUAUCGAGGAGCAAAAGGAUUCUAGGUUCUAUUCGAGCUCACUCUUGCUGAUUUAUGAGGGCUUUGAGGAAAACACUACUGAUGAAGGACAUGUAAAUGGGAUUUCCACAGAAAGCAAAGCUACUUCAGUCAAAAACACACAGUCAAAUGGGGCACGGAGUAGUGACAUGGAUGAAGCAUUGAAUUCUUUUGACAGGAAUCAAGAAAUGCCAUUGGUGAAUGAAACACAAUUAACACUCAAUGGAAUUCAAACAGAUAUGACUGGUUUGGCAAGUGAAAAAGUAGGUGUGAAGAUGAUUGAUUUUGCACGAUCUUUUCAUGGACAUGGAAGGACAGAGAUGGACCCUAUUAACGACUCUCUUGAUGGGGCCCCAGAUGAAGGUUACUUACUUGGUCUAAAUAGCCUCAUAAAAAUCUUACAAGACAUUCUGAUGCAAAGUUAAUGCCUACUAAUUUUCAAAGUAGUUUAUAUGAUGAAUAAUACAUGCGUUUAUUAGUUAUACAAAAAAUUAUAAUGGUCAUAUCUUUUGAAAUGAAUGGCUUUGAAUUAUAAAUAAUGAAAUCUGAUCAGGACCAACCUGUUAUUAAUUAAUGCAGUAUAUGUAAUACUUAGUCAGACACCAGUCGCCUCAAGGGAGUUAGAGGUGAAAUUAAAUUUAUAACUAAUAUAAAUUGAGGUUUAAAUUUUCGUAUUAGUCUCAGACAACAAGUCAUUAAGAUUUUUCAGAAUAAAAUAAUUAACAUUGUGAAUGUUAAUUGCAGAAAACAGGUGUCAUCGCAAUCCUUGACAACAGGGUCAGAUCAGGUUUUCUAAUUUUGACAAGAAAAUUUCUAUAUUUAAAAAUCUUAUAAACAUCAUUUGCAACAAUUCUCUAUAUUUUAUAUACUUUUUUAAUAAUAUGCAAAUAAAAUCAUGUAAAGAAACUUUCA
Molecule: messenger RNA, 1977 nt
Organism: Actinia tenebrosa (Australian red waratah sea anemone)
Lineage: Eukaryota; Metazoa; Cnidaria; Anthozoa; Actiniaria; Actiniidae
Product: inositol hexakisphosphate kinase 2
Biological process (GO): phosphatidylinositol phosphate biosynthetic process; inositol phosphate biosynthetic process
Cellular component (GO): nucleus; cytoplasm
Molecular function (GO): inositol hexakisphosphate kinase activity
Source: RefSeq, a predicted model, not a curated record